AUGCAGAGAAAUGUUCAUUCUGAAGAUAAGCCAUAUGAGUGUGAGGUUUCUCUUAAAAGGUUUUAUCAAAGUUUUCAUUUAAGAGAACAUAAAAUGGUUCAUUCAGGAAAAAGGCCACAUGAUUGUGAUGUUUUUCAUAAAAACUUUGCAGAUCAGAAUGGUCUAUUACGACAUAAAAUUGUUCAUUUAGGAGAUAAACCCCAUGAAUGUGAUGUUUAUCAUAAAUGGUUUUCUAAAAAUUCUGAUUUAAAAAUACAUAAACAUGUUCAUUCUGAAGAUAAACCAUAUGAAUGUGAUCCAUAUGAAUGUGAUGUUUGUAAUAAAAGAUUUUCUCGAAGUUCUGGUUUAAGUAAACACAAAUAUGUUCAUUCAGGAGAUAAGCCAUAUGAAUGUAAUGUUUGUCAUCACAAGUUUUCUGAAAGGUCUAACUUAAGUACACAUAAAAAGAAGCAUUCAGGAGUUAAGCCGUAUGAAUGUGAUGUUUGUCAUAAAAGGUUUUCUACAAAUUCUUAUUUAAAAAAACAUAAAAAAGUGCAUUCAGGAGAUAAACCACAUGAAUGUGAUGUUUGUCUGAAAAGAUUUUCAUAUAGUUGUCAUUUAAGAGAACAUAAAAAGGUUCAUUCAGGAGAAAGGCCACAUGAACGUGAUGUUUGUCAUAAAAGGUUUUCUGAAAAUUCUGAUAUAAAAAAACAUAAAAAGACUCAUUCAGAUGAAAGGCCACCUGAAUCACGAUGAAUGUGAUGUUUGUCCUAUUGGGUUUGAUUGGAAGUGUGAUUUAUUAAGAGAUAUUUUGUUCUUUUGGGAAAAGAGCCAUUUGAAUUUGAUGUUUGUCCUAAAUGAUUUACUUAGAAUAGUUAUUUUACUACACAUAAAAACUUUGGCUAUAAAUGGUUUCUCAACAUUCUUAUUUAAGUGCACAUAAAAAAGUUCGUUCAGAAGACAAGCUACAUGAAUGUGGUAUUUGUCAUUAAAGCUUUUCUAGAAGUCGUAGUCUAAAUGAUGUUUUUCUCGAAAGAUUUUCUCAAAUAUCUAAUUUAAAUACUCUAAAAAAUUCAUUCUAUAAGUAAGACAGAGGAAUGCGAUGUUGGUAAGGAAAUGUUUUCUUUUCAAUUUACUAAUUAUAUUGUCAAAGAAAAUCAUUAUGUAAUUUCAUUUUUUAACAUAAG
Physella acuta is the source of this 1166-nucleotide messenger RNA. Its product is annotated as zinc finger protein 436-like. Gene Ontology annotation, molecular function: RNA polymerase II cis-regulatory region sequence-specific DNA binding; DNA-binding transcription factor activity, RNA polymerase II-specific. Gene Ontology annotation, cellular component: nucleus. NCBI's taxonomy places the organism in Eukaryota, Metazoa, Mollusca, Gastropoda, Physidae. The record is from RefSeq and is a predicted model, not a curated record. Gene Ontology annotation, biological process: regulation of transcription by RNA polymerase II.